Molecule: messenger RNA, 5444 nt
Organism: Onychomys torridus (southern grasshopper mouse)
Lineage: Eukaryota; Metazoa; Chordata; Mammalia; Rodentia; Cricetidae
Gene: Smad3
Product: SMAD family member 3
Exons: 9
Coding region: 507-1784 (425 amino acids)
Biological process (GO): regulation of transcription by RNA polymerase II; cell differentiation; SMAD protein signal transduction
Cellular component (GO): heteromeric SMAD protein complex
Molecular function (GO): I-SMAD binding; RNA polymerase II cis-regulatory region sequence-specific DNA binding; DNA-binding transcription factor activity, RNA polymerase II-specific
Source: RefSeq, a predicted model, not a curated record
AGACUUGGGAGCGGGCGGGAGAGGAGCGGGGAGCGCGGCUGCACGGCCCUGGCGGGCCCUGCGAGGCGGCGACCGCAGGGGAGGCGGAGGAGAAGGAGGAGGAGGAGGGCUGCAGAGGCGGAGGGAUCUGCUCACCAGAGCCAUCCAGGCCAGCAAAGUUUGGCUGGGGGUUGGACUUUCCUUCCCGGAGGCGGCACCCAAACAGCUACCCCGUGCGGAAACCCAAACUUUCUACUGCCACUCCGAGUCUCGCGGCCGCCGCCUCCGCCCCGCGCGCCCGGGGCCUGCCCGUCAGUCCGUCGGUCCUCGUGGAGCUGCUCGGGCUCCGCCGUGCUCCCGAUCCCCGAAGCUGCAGUGCCGCAGCCCCGGCCCGGACGCCGGGGCAAGUUCUCCAGAGUUAGACGCGAAGUUCGGGCGCGGCGCGGGCCGAGCUGCCCCUGUGCGCCCCCGGCGUCCCCAGUGCGCCCAGUCCCGCCGGGGGCGCCGGUGACCCUUCCGUGCCAGCCAUGUCGUCCAUCCUGCCCUUCACCCCCCCGAUCGUGAAGCGCCUGCUGGGCUGGAAGAAGGGCGAGCAGAACGGGCAGGAGGAGAAGUGGUGCGAGAAGGCGGUCAAGAGCUUGGUGAAAAAGCUCAAGAAGACGGGGCAGCUGGACGAGCUGGAGAAGGCCAUCACCACGCAGAACGUGAACACCAAGUGCAUUACCAUCCCCAGGUCACUGGAUGGCCGGCUGCAGGUGUCCCACCGGAAGGGGCUUCCCCAUGUCAUCUACUGCCGCUUGUGGCGAUGGCCCGACCUGCACAGUCACCAUGAGUUACGGGCCAUGGAGCUGUGUGAAUUCGCCUUCAACAUGAAGAAGGACGAAGUGUGUGUAAAUCCUUACCACUAUCAGAGAGUAGAGACACCAGUUCUACCUCCAGUGUUGGUACCGCGCCACACCGAGAUCCCGGCCGAGUUCCCCCCGCUGGAUGACUACAGCCAUUCCAUCCCUGAGAACACUAACUUCCCCGCUGGCAUUGAGCCCCAAAGCAAUAUUCCAGAAACCCCACCCCCUGGCUACCUGAGCGAAGAUGGAGAAACUAGUGACCACCAGAUGAACCACAGCAUGGACGCAGGCUCUCCAAACCUAUCCCCGAAUCCGAUGUCCCCAGCACACAAUAACUUGGACCUACAGCCAGUGACCUACUGUGAGCCAGCCUUCUGGUGCUCCAUCUCCUACUACGAGCUGAAUCAGCGAGUUGGGGAGACAUUCCAUGCCUCACAGCCAUCCAUGACAGUGGAUGGCUUCACUGAUCCCUCCAACUCAGAGCGCUUCUGCCUGGGCCUGCUGUCUAAUGUCAAUCGCAAUGCAGCUGUGGAGCUUACGAGGCGGCACAUUGGGAGAGGCGUGCGGCUCUACUACAUUGGAGGGGAGGUCUUCGCCGAGUGCCUCAGCGACAGCGCUAUCUUUGUUCAGUCACCCAACUGCAACCAGCGCUACGGCUGGCACCCUGCCACGGUCUGCAAGAUCCCACCAGGCUGCAACCUGAAGAUCUUCAACAACCAGGAAUUUGCUGCUCUCCUGGCUCAGUCUGUCAACCAGGGCUUUGAGGCCGUCUACCAGUUGACUCGCAUGUGCACCAUCCGAAUGAGCUUCGUUAAAGGCUGGGGAGCUGAGUACAGGAGACAGACAGUGACCAGCACCCCUUGCUGGAUCGAGCUGCAUCUGAACGGGCCUUUGCAGUGGCUUGACAAGGUCCUCACGCAGAUGGGCUCUCCCAGCAUCCGCUGCUCCAGUGUGUCUUAGAGAUACUGGGGGUGAGGGGGGGAGGGUGGGCUUGGAGACAAUGGCCUUGGAAGAGAACUCCAUCCAACUUGUUCUUGUCAAAGAAGACAACAAAGUUCUCUCAACUAAGGCACCAACCUGUUUCUGAAACCACAAAAGAAAGAAAAAAAAGAAAAAUCCCAGGGAUGAUUUUAUGAACAGCUGUGUCGCUGCAUACAUGCACCCCAGUUUGAGACCCAAAAAGUGGCUUCGGAUCUGGUGGUGUCACCAUCUGACUCCUUGUUUAAAGACAGAGAUCUAAAAGGAUAGUGCCUUUCUCAAGGGCUGGAGUGUACCUCUGGGAGAGGGUCCUGGCUUCCUGUAGCUUUGGAUAAAAACUUCAAUGGCGCAUGCCCUGUCCCACCACUUCCACGGAGAGGGUGCACCUGGUGAACUAGAUGGCCUACACCUGCACUUUCCCCACCCCCAGAACACAGACAGGAACAUGCCAGUGGGCAAAGCUGGUGAGAGCCAUUUCUUCAUUGUCCCUUCUUGGAAGGACCUGCUGAAGCUCAGCGUGUAUGGGAUGCAUAAUUCUUAUUAUCACAUUACUCUCAGAGAUAACAGAUGUUGUCCAAGUAUCCACAGAAGGCAGAAAGGGCAAGGGUGGAAUGCAUGUCCGGCGGAGGUGGCGCCAUACUGAACGUUUCUCUGAGAGUUGGCACCAUAGUCUGACGCAUAUGCUGUGUUGGUUUAUGGAGCCAGUUGCAUUAAUGAAUUCACCUAGCAGAGGCUCUUUGAAAUGUCUUCUGUUUUACAAAAACAAUCCUGGUUACGUACCUUGGCUGGAAAACCAGAGUGGACCCAGCAAUUGCUGCUUGCCCUGAGGUUUGAAAGUUGAGAUUUAUAGAAGCCAGAAGGUAAGACAUCCCAGGCCGACAUGGGCAAAUGAAAAGGGCUAUAAUAAUUUUUUUUUACACCUUGGGAAAUUGCAGGCUUGGUGCAGAGAGGCCUGCCAUCUUCACGCUGGGGUAUAAGAUUACCCAGCUUGGUAAAGGACUGUCCCCAAAAAUUGCCACGGUGACACUGUGUAAUGAGCACCAUUCCCAGGGGCAAUUACAGAGAAAACGAGUAUAAAUUAUAUCAACUGGAAAAAGAAAAGCCCCUUUCCCAGCUUUUCUAGAACACAGCACACAGGAUCCCACCUGCGAUUGGUACUUUCUUCUUGGUCGCUGUUUGUUGUAAAAUGAUUGUCCCACGUUUUUCCUGGAUUUCCUGUGGAAGUCCUGUCCUGUUUCAGAGGGAAGAAAGUGUGCCCUCUAAUGUGAUGAAUCUUCUGAUGCUCCGGAGACUCGAGGAACAUUCUGGUGUCUCUCCUGCAGGAUCCUGUGGCCUCUGAAGCCCUGGGCAGGAUCUUUCCAGCUAGGCAUGCUGUUCCCCAAGCUUCCUUCAGACACAAGAAGUCUAAGAGCAUCUUGCCCCCAGGUUGUUGCUACAGAACCCAAAGACAGUUCUGAAUGCCUUGCAUCCUCUGAGAGGGCAGACAGUGGGUGUGACCAUCGUGCCAGGCUCGAAACGUUCUGUGGACUGCUGCUUCAGACACAGGAAGGCCUUGGAACUGCCUUUAUGUCACCCAUGCUCUGAGUCAGGCCCAGCACAAGGAUGUUCUGAUGUGGCUUCUACUGAAGCCAUGGGCAGUGGUUUGUGGGGACCUGCCUUGUCCACUUGCUGCCCAGUUUCCUUGGGGCUUCCUGUGGCCCAUUGUCAUCCCCUUGGUGCCUGGAGAAGAGCUCUGCCCAGCACAAAUGGAGUCAUCCCACAGCCUGUUCUGCAUGAUGGCUCCACCCAGCACAAAUAGAGUCGUCCCACAGCCCGUCCUGCAUGAUGGCUACUCUUGUAGCUGCUCCUAGGAGGCACAAUGUUGAGAGAUCUUUUCUUCUUACCAGAGGUUACAUCUUUGGCCCCUUGCUUUAUUGGCCAGUCGCUGGAGAAGGAUGUCCAAGGAAAUUCUAGGCAGGUCCUCUCGGCAUCCCUGAAAAUAAAAGGCUUAGAAUCUAGAAAACGCCACUCCAUCGUUGAGGACACAGGUCCUUUGGGUACGUGUAAUCUAAAUGUCCUGCCGAGUUAGUUUUCCAUCUGUCUUGUAUGCACAGCAUUUCUCCUUCUAAAGAACAGCUGGAGGUCCAGAGGAAAGCAGCUACUGCUGUGGCCUUUGAAAAAUGUGGUUCCUUCAGGUGACCUGACUAGGUGCCAUGCUGGCUUCGGGCUUCUGCUGACACUGACCCACAUGGCUGGCGCUGGGCAGAUCCUCGUCUUCAGCACCCAGAGAAGCUAGCUGUGUACCCCUCUCCUCCCCAAUUUAACUUAGUGCGUGUGCAGGUGGCCCAGCCGUGUGGGUUACAGGCCUGUGCUGGCCUGUCACUGCAGCUGGCCACCUUCCAGGAGGCCUGGAGAAAAGCCUGGAGUGGGGAGCGGGGACUCUUAGGCAGAUCGUGAGAGACGAGGCUGCUGGCCGACUUCUCCACUGUCCUGGGGGCGUUGUGUUAUUGUAAUGUCUGUGACACUUUUUUGUUUUUACUCGUUAAUGUAUUGAGCUGCAGUGCUUAUGGGGUACUGUGGUCUUGCUCUUCCUCUGCUCGCUUCUCAGAGCUGGGACAUAUUCCAGGGCUUGAUGUUUUUACUUAAACCACAGAAAGGUUCUCUUUAGGUAGCGUGUGAGGUCACGCAUGUGCCGGAGUUGUCUGGGGUCUGACUUCAUCCUUAGCCCCAAGCUGCCAUUUCUGAGUGUUUUUUUUUUUUUUUUUUUUUAAGUCCUUGAGAGGCUGAAAAGGUGCCUGUACCAGAAGGCCGCAGCCACAGCCCUGCACUGUAUUCCUUACUAUGUGAGUAUGUGGCUAAUGUGUGUGCCUGUUACGUUAGAAGGGACCUGCAUUGUACUGUCUCUGAGUGGCAUUGGUGUUCCAUCACUGGCCUCUUUAAGCAAUGGUCUUCACAGUGUACAGCAACUUCCCAAGCGGGUAGAAAGCCAUGCACCAGGAUGUGGGUCAACCAUGAGGAUGUGGCAUGGUUGACAGGAGGCACUGGAUGGAGAGGAACACGUUGGUGCAUGGCUACCACCUUCGAAACAGCCCCUACAGCCGGCUCGAGCUAACCCAACAGUGACGGCUAGCAUUCUGCUGUUUUCAUAUUUAUGUAACAAUUCCUUCAAACCGUUCAGAUGGAUGACUAUUUAAUUUCUUAAAGACAGUUGUAAAGGUCUGUCCCCGAAGGACAGUGACUGGGUAGAGCUGGGGCACAGCCAGUCCCGAACACUGGAGACUGCGGUGGCUCUCUUGGCUCCAGCUCCACAAACAUCAGACCAGACCAGGUCAACAAGGAGCAGCGUGCACAAACAGGCCGCUGCACCAAGGCCCUCCCUUCUGGGAGUGAAAACCUCACAUGGAAAUUGGAGCCAUCUUUAUCCCAGAAGCCUUUGCUGUUGCCAGGGCAAGUGGGCUGGUGUGGACUCUCACGCUGCUGUUCAGCCAUCCAGGCCUUUAGUAUCUGUGUAAAAAGCAUGUAUUUAUAGUGGUUUUUAGAUUUUUCUAACUUUUGUAUCUUACAGCAUUGUACCCCAAUGUUAAAGAGCCGUGUCCUCUCUUCUUAUAUGCCCUUCUAAUAAACUUUUCACUGUAAGGCUCCUGGGCCAGGAGCACAGUCUGA